This is a messenger RNA of Cynocephalus volans (Philippine flying lemur), 429 nucleotides long. RefSeq names its product nuclear cap-binding protein subunit 2-like. Gene Ontology annotation, molecular function: RNA cap binding. Lineage: Eukaryota; Metazoa; Chordata; Mammalia; Dermoptera; Cynocephalidae. The transcript is spliced from 3 exons. The record is from RefSeq and is a predicted model, not a curated record. Gene Ontology annotation, biological process: mRNA cis splicing, via spliceosome. Gene Ontology annotation, cellular component: nuclear cap binding complex.
AUGGCCUCUUCCAAUCUCUACGGCUCACAGCUGCAGAGCAUCUUUCUGAAAUACCCAGAUGAUCAUGUCACUCCUUUCACUAAAACCCUUGGCCGCAUCCUUGCCCACCUCUGGCACUAUGUCAGUGGCCUCCUGAAGGCAUUGCACAGCAACUGCUACGUGGAGCUGAGCCAGUACCAGGACCAGCACUUCCAGGGUAACAAUGAAGAAGAAGAUGAAUUAGUGAAGAAAAGCUAUGAAGAAAAUGCCAUGUGGUACUUAAAUGGAAGUCAUCUGGAUGAUUGGAUCAUUUGCACCGACUGGAACUCAGGCUUUAAGGAGGACAGGCAGUAUGGAUGUGGGCAAUCUAGGGGCUGUGUUUGAGGCGAGUAUGGGUAGCACUGUGCUGCUGGAAGAGGAGGCCAUGGAAAACUGGCACAAAACCAGUGA